This is a messenger RNA of Aspergillus versicolor CBS 583.65, 1119 nucleotides long. RefSeq lists its product as uncharacterized. Bases 1 to 1119 code for a protein of 372 amino acids. The record is from RefSeq and is a predicted model, not a curated record. The transcript is spliced from 2 exons. Lineage: Eukaryota; Fungi; Ascomycota; Eurotiomycetes; Eurotiales; Aspergillaceae.
AUGUUCGACUUACCGACACCUAAUGGGACUCCUUCGCCAACGGGAGCUAAACCCAAGGAAACCUUGAUUUAUACAUUCGAUCCACAAGGGGACGUCACGCUGGUGCUGGACAACGCCCCCAAUGGCCUUCCUGCUCGCUUGGAUGAUCUGCGACUCAGCCCAGGCGGAUCGUCGUACUUCAGUUCUGGCACAACCUUCAAAAUACUCCGGAUUCAGGCCUCUUCCAAGCAUCUGGCUUUAGCGUGCCCUUAUUUUAGCCGGAUGCUUCGCAGCAAGUUCAGCGAGGGCGCGCAGCUUCAAUCCCAGGGUAAUGUUGAGAUUAACAUCCACGAGCCAAGGGUACCGUCCUUCGUACUCCUCAUGUGCAUUGUUCACUGCCGGAUGCAGCAUGUUCCAACCGUGGUACCGCUAUCAACACUGUCGGACAUGGCCGCUCUCGUCGACUACUAUGAAUGCUACGACGCCGUCGGUGUUUUUGCGGAUCUCUGGAUUCGCGCAUUGGAGAACCAACUCCCAACGGCCCCAGAGCUUACACGCCCAGCCUCUUACUACGACCGGUCUCGAAACGACCAAGAGAAUUCUAUUCGCAAUGCUCUAAACUGGGUCUUGAUAUCCUGGGUCUUUUAUAAGAAAGAUAUAUUUCAAAAAAUGACCCAAUAUCUUCAAGAUCACAGUGUAAGCCAGAUCAUAACUAAUGGCCUUCCAAUCCCAGCGGCAAUUAUAGGCAAAUUGAACAACAAGCGAACUACCUAUAUACAAAUGCUGAUUGACGAUCUGAACAAGUUACAUUCCAAGGUGGCAGAGGGCUGCAUUAAUAACUCCACCUACUACGACAGCUCUAGUAAACAGGAAUGUACGUACCUUGUCCUCGGAGCACUGACGAAACGGAUGAUGGAAAUGAAACUGGUACAAGCACCAGCACCGCAGAGUCCAUUUCUAGGGUUUGGGAUAAAUAAGAUGAAGACUCUCUUCCGUGACACAUUCAAAUCCCCAAACCGCAAUGGUUAUCAUGAACGCUGUCAACUAUCCUCUCGUAUUACUACCAUGCUUGAUGGCUACUCCGACCCACUUGGUUUUGAUAUUGACGACCCGGACUUCCCGAGGCAUCGCAAUACGUGA